Homarus americanus (American lobster) is the source of this 3744-nucleotide messenger RNA. RefSeq names its product nephrin-like. The record is from RefSeq and is a predicted model, not a curated record. NCBI's taxonomy places the organism in Eukaryota, Metazoa, Arthropoda, Malacostraca, Decapoda, Nephropidae. Gene Ontology annotation, molecular function: protein binding.
GCCUUUGGAGGGAGAGUGCGCGAUACCGCUCCCUCAGUUCCUACCAGUUGCAUCAUCACGCCUCGUCGUGGGAAGGGCACAGCCUUGUUUCAGAAAUUAUUAUACAGUAUAGUGAACUAGACUUGAACACACCCAUCACCUGAGACACCUAUAUAAGACUAUAACUUUGCUAAACUGUUCAAAACGCCGUCUACUAUAGAAAAUAACACAUAACAAAAGGUGCUUAUUAAACCCAUGACAAUUAAAUCACCUUAACGAACGACAGAAAAAAAUAAUAAAAGUGGUAUUUGAAACGACAAAAAAAGUUGGAGGAAUAUUAACACAAUAAGACUGAACGUGACCACUGCCUCUCACAUCAACACAGCCACUGCGAGCCACUGUGUUGAAUGGCUAUCAUCGCUCCCUAUCAUCCCCGCAGUAGGUUAUAGACCCGAGUGAUAACACAUUCAGAGCUAUAAUUACCUUCAUGGUUAUAGAGAAGUAAAUAUUAUCUCUGGUGUUAACGUCAGUGAUUAUAGUAAUAGUCGUAGUAGUCCUUUGUGUAUUAAAAUCAAAUUAUAUCCAGCACCGUAAUAAACCUUUGUGAUUAAAAACAAAUAAGCUUUUAACAACUAUAAACUACACGAUACCAGUGAUACAGUGAAGUGAGUUACAUUUCCUAGUUUGUAUACCGUUUGCUACUUAAGCUUAUUACCUUCAAUUACUUUCUUGUUCUAUUCGCGGUAAAAAAAAAACAUUGUGAUGACGUCCUUACUCCUGUAUACAUAGUGAUUUGAACUUACUUAAAACCACCGCUGUCAACUGUGGACUGGGGAUUGCCUUAAAGCCUCCACUGUGAACUGGGGAUUACUUUGAAGCCUCCCUUGUGAACUGGGGAUUACUUUAAAGCCUCCCCUGUGAACUGAGGAUUACUUUGAAGCCUCCCUUGUGAACUGGGGAUCAAUCUGAAGCCUCUCUUGUGGAAUGAGGAUUACUCUAAAGCUUCCCUUGUUAUCUAAGGAUUAACUGAAGCCUUCCUUGUGGUUUGAGGUUUAUCUGAAGCCUCCCUUGUAAGCUGGGGAUUACAAGGAUCUUGAAACCCGAGGCGUGACCCAGGUUGACCUCAAGAGAAGAAGGGACGAUGCUGCUGCUGGCGGUAAUGAGUGCCUUGGUGAUAAUGACCAACGCCCUGGAAAUAAAGAGGUAAACCCGAGUCGCCAAGUAACUGCACAGUGGGAGGCAGAAGUCGCACCUCCGUGAGGGUGAGAUGUGUGGCGGGCGGCAGUGGCGGUCUCCCCCAGUACUUUCUCCUGCAGGCUAUAUUCAAGGGCUCAGCCAGGCAUCACCUCCUCAACUUCACCGCCUCCUCCACCCCGGACUUCCACGUGGAGGGGCUGCAGGUGGAUGGAAAGUACCAGCUGGUGAUCAGGGCAGUGAACGAAAAGGGGUCUAGCGGUGCUACACACCUCAUUGUCAGUAGCAUCGGCACCAACGGCUCCAUAUACCAGCUGCACGAUGGCCCCCUGGAAGCCGAAGUCCGAGAUGGUGGACAAACGAACGUCGUCAACGAAGGAACUGCAAACGACUUCGACGUCUCCUCUUUCGACGCCCUGGUCCUCCCAUCCUUCAUCGUGGGAGUUCUGGGUGUAGGGUCUGGCCUGGUACUCAUAGUAAUUCUGCUGCUACUGUUUAUAACCUUCCGUAGGAGAAGAAGGACCCCGAGGGCACAUCCCUUGUCCGAGUCCUUACAACAGACAGAGGUAGAAACUGUCGAACACCAUCACUCCCGGGGUGCGAGUAAAUCUCCGAAGUGUAGCCACGAGUCACCAGUGUUGAUGACGCCAGAGCACGAUGUUAUCUGUUUGGAGAGGGACAUGCAGCAGGCGGAGUCUGAGAGCGACGCUGACCCUGACGUGAUCCCGCUACAGGAGGCGUCGUACAGGGGGUAUGAAGUGCCGCCAGCUGCCACCCUUCUGCCCUCUGAUCGCUACAAAUACGCCCCCGUCCCUGCCCACCUACCUAACAUUCCGUGUCCUUCCCAGUACAGCAGCAUGUUAGGAGUGACCCAGGCAGCGCCGCCCUUGACGACUGGCCAACCGGGCGGGAGAGACCUACCUGAUCCCUCCUGCCUCGGACCCCACCACCACCACCAUCACUACACCUACCUCCACCAGCAAGCAAGAUCCUCUACUCUACCUAGGAGGACUAACGUUAACCCCAACAGUGCUUCUUUGUGCUCAUACACCCCCACUUUGAGCCCUCACCAGUUCCCCUGCUCUGAGGGUGAGGGCAGUUUUCCGCCUCCUCCUCCAGAGUACCUGGAUUGUGAGCGGAAGAGGGUGACCUUCUCCAGACAUGCGAGUUACGAGGAAGACACCCCCAGCACUCCGCUACUGAAGAAAGGAGAAAGUUCUGUAUGAUGCUGAGAUAUAAGUGUUUUUUACGAUGUUUUACACCAAAGAAUGACUCAUUGUUCUGUUCUGUUCGUUAUGUAAGUGACAGUGACACGAGUUAUUACAUGAAAAAAAUACGAAUAAAAUAUGGCACAGAUGACAUAAAUAACCAAAACAUGACCAUGUUUCAAAAUUAUUCUCUGUCUUAAUAUUAAAAUAUUAACUAAAUAUUAAUUUUUCUACGUUUAUUUGGUCAGGGAAGAUCAUGUGUUGUGUUUUCUAUGGGAGAAGUGAUGUUGUCGUGUGAUUUACCUCUAUACUUUAUAUUAUUAUAAGUGAGAACGGUGAUGAAUGUUUGUAGAACACCGCCGAAAAAUGACAGUGGCAAUCUUGUAAAAAAAAGGAAUUUAUAUAAUUUACCAUUUUGGGGAAUUCUUAGUAUUGUGUAAUGACCACAGUGUCAGCAACCAAACCCAUUGUGCCUUUAACAUAUAAUUUAUGAUAUACGCUUAUAUACCUUCCUUCUUGAAUGUGUAGGAAUUAAAAUUUUAACACCCUAUUUCCUAAGGUUCUAUGAGUAAGCUUCUAAAACGCCCCAUAUCCUAGUGUUAUAGGAUGGGCUAGACGUAAAUACGUAUUCUAGGGUUAAUUUGGGGAGUUUUAUUCUUUUAGACUCUAAAGCAUCACGGUUUCUCGGCAGUUUCUCUAAAAGUUAUCCUGUGUGUCAGGUCCUGUAAAUUGUACGCUGAACCUUCAAAUUUUGUCAACUCAGGAUUUUUUAUUACCAUCGUCAAAGACUUUCAAAAUACAAUAUAUAUAUAUAUAUAUAUAUAUAUAUAUAUAUAUAUAUAUAUAUAUAUAUAUAUAUAUAUAUAUAUAUAUAUAUAUAUAUAUAUAUAUAUAUAAUAUUUUUUUCCUCAUCCUAAACAUAAUAUGUUUUGGGGUACGUGGAAUAUCUCAUUAUAUACAAACUAUUGCAUUAACAACUGUAUUGUCAAAAUAGAAUCGUUACAUACGGUAUACUGUACAGUACUACGAUAUCCAGUUUUAUUUAAUGUUAUCAUAAAGGUGAAAGUGUGGUGUGUUGGCUUGAUAAGGAAGCAUUUGUAUGUCAAUUUUUCGCAAGUGUACAUAUCUUUAAUUAAUUCAAGUCAACCGUAAUAAAUUAUAAACUAAGUAAAUAUCUUCCAAUACACAAAGAGUAAGAUACACAGGACCUAAUAUCAGAACUGAAUGGGGAUAUUUUGUGAAGUAUGCAUAAUUAUUUAACUCACUAGCGUUUCAAAACAACCAGGAAAAUUUACCUUUUAUACGUUUUCAUAUAACAUCAUCCAUGUAUCAAGCUGAAGGUAAUAAAACUAUCAAAAUGAAA